Lineus longissimus is the source of this 3442-nucleotide messenger RNA. RefSeq names its product protein FRA10AC1 homolog. The coding region runs from base 356 to 3007 and encodes 883 amino acids. NCBI's taxonomy places the organism in Eukaryota, Metazoa, Nemertea, Pilidiophora, Heteronemertea, Lineidae. The record is from RefSeq and is a predicted model, not a curated record. The transcript has 15 exons.
GUGCAUCUGUUCGCCGCCGAUACGCACGAUCAUUCUCCAAGCGUCGUCAAUGAUGGCGAUUAUUGAUGUCAAGCCUAAUUCGACCUACUGACUCUGCCACAGUUGGCUCACCUGUCACCACAAUCAACGGGUAGAUGUAAAAUUCAACAUUACGGACCGAAGACUGGGAGAUUGGAUUUGGCAUCUGAGAAGACUGAUUGUAAUCUAGGCCCCUACUUCAAAGAGUCGUAGAGUGACGUACACGUAAAACUUGUAGUCAUAUUGCUGCCUGGGAAUACAAAGUACGACAGUUUUUCUGAUUUUAUGACAAGAAAUACUUCUUAAUUCUUUGGCUGUGCGAACCAAAUGCAAAACCAUGAGUACCAGUAAACGGAAUGUUUUAGUAUUUCAAAACAAAGUACUUGUCUUAAAUGAUGUCACCAAGUGUGCUUUCUGCAACAUAUGUGUCAUCGGUAUUGGAACAAGAUACUCGAUUUUUACUCAGAAUGGCCACCCAGGAAGUAUGAAGGGCCUGACAGAACGAUUUUUUAAAUGUUCUUUCAGUGCCAAGAAAAAUGUCGGUUCCUACGUUUGUAAGACCUGUAAAAGGGUAGUGGAAAAGUACUUUUCUCUCCUCUCUGAAGCUGAACGUAUUAAGUCUAUCCUAGAUAGCCAGCGCCAACAAGGCCGUAUAGAAUUUAUAGACCCACCAAUGGCGAUAAAGAAAACUUCAAGAAACACACCUUCUCCAACUGAACAACAAAAUGUGGUUUUGAGUGGAUUUGUAUUUAAUGGAAUACAAUAUACAUCCAGCCAAACUGGGGCAGCUAUACAAACCAAAAAAAUACGCACCCUAUUGAAAUUGAAAGCUGAAAAUGAAGAAAAAUGUCUUGAAAGGCCACAGCUUAUAUUUGAUUCAACAGCAGCAGCAUUUAUUAAACCUAAACCGCCUCCUUCAAAAAGUCACAAAAUGGCUGCUGGUCGGGGAUGCAAUGUAACAUAUCGCUCUUUGGACUUGAAGAACAAAAUGCAUUCCUGUGUAGAGCCUCUUCUUACUGGAAAUGUUCGCAAGUGUGUUCAGCGACUGCAUGAAAAGUUUCCUACGCAUGUUAACUUUGUCAUACUGAAUACAGUAUUGGCAACGGAACUGAAAGCGUUAACGAAGAAUGACUCGCCACUUCUUGUAUCAAAUGAUAAUGGCAUUGAUACAACGUCACUGCAAGAGAUGAAGGAUUUUAUCAAACAAAGAGCCCCACUCUUGUGGAUGGUUCUCUGUACAUCUGCCACAAAGAAUAGUGGAAAUUUCAAUGAAGAAAUGGUGAUGAGGGCGUUUUCUUUACUAAUUGGUGCGAAGAAUAGACAGGCCACUCGGCUCCAAGAGUACUUCCUGGGAAUUCACGGUGGUGUGCAUUCGCUGUACAUUCCUCCGAAGGAUGGAGUGCUGGUCAGUAACAUAUUUAUAGGGACUGUACCAACUCAUCCAGCGGUUGAAAAAAAGGUUGAUUCAAGUUCUGAAGAGUGGAAAGCAGUAUUGGAUUUGAAAACGAGUGCAGAGGAGUACUACUUUGUGGGGAUUAACGGUGAUGUGCAUUCGCUCUUCAUUCCUCCAAAGGAGGAAUUGCUGUUCAGUAGUACGUUUAUAGGGACUGUUCCACCUCCUCCAGCUGCUGCAGAAAAGGCUGAUUCAAGUUCUGAAGAGGGGACAGCAGUAUUGGAUUUGGAAGCAAGUACAGAGGUCACAGCUGUAGAUUCUGGCAAAGAAGAUGAUGUUCAAGAUCAUUAUAUCGGGAUUGAUCACACAUACCACUCACAAGAUAGUGUCCUAUGUGUGUCCGAGGUUGACAUGCAGCUGCCUGAGCCUGAGAUUGACGCAGAGCUGCCAGAGUUUGACGCUGACCUGCCUGAGAUUGACACACAGCUGCGCGAGGUUGACACAGACCAGUCUGAGAUUGACACAGAGCUGCACGAGGUUGACAAAGACCUGCUUGAGGUUGACCAUCAUUUACCCGAGGUUGGCCAAAUGCACAUGGACAUUCAACAGGCCAAAUUCAUAAUGUGCAUAGGCGGCCAGGAUUACCAUGUCAUCCUGGAUGACGAUGACAGUGAUACGACUGACAUGACUGAUGGCAGUAAUGGCCAUGAAGACACAGAACAACUUAUUCAUAAUGCUGGAGGAUAUGGGUCUGAAUUUGAAUACGAUUCAGAAGCUGAGAGGAAAGAAGCCAGACGGAAAGACCUAGCCACAAAUAAGGGGACCGUGAAAACAAAGGUUGCUUCCAAAAGGGAAUUUGACACUGAAUAUGGAAAGGAGGAAGGGAGAACACAUCGAUACCACAACCUGAGUCUAAAUGCUUACGAUAGACACAAGAAGCUGGUAAAUGACUACUUGCAGUAUUACUGUGGAUCAAGGGAGGAAUUAAAAAGAGAUAGUUCACGUGAUAAAACAGACUUGGACGUGAUCCGAGAAAACCAUCAGUUUCUCUGGGAGGAUGAAGAUGAGCCAGACUCAUGGGAAAAGAGACUUGCCAAGAAAUACUAUGACAAACUCUUUAAAGAGUACUGCAUCACCGACCUGAGUCGUUACAAGGAGAAUCAGGUGGCAAUGAGAUGGAGGAUAGAGAAAGAAGUUAUCGCUGGGAAAGGCCAAUUUACAUGUGGCAACAAACGGUGUGAUGAAAAAGAAGGUCUGCGCAGUUGGGAGGUCAACUUUGCCUAUAAGGAAGAUGAUGAAAAGAAGAACGCUUUAGUCAAAUUAAGAUUAUGUGCAGAUUGCUCUUACAAGUUAAAUUACCACAAAAAGAGAAAAGAAGUUCUGCCUCGGAAGAGGAAAAACGAUGGUGAGGAAUCUCCUGAAGAGCCUAAGAAAGCAAGAACAGAAUCAUCAGAGUCACCUGAGACAGAGAAAGCCGAGACCUCAACCUCAGAUCAGAAGGUACCUGAAACCCAUUGGAGUGGUCCAGCUAAAGUUGAUGAGGACAAGUCAAGAGAAGACGAGUUUGACGAUUACUUCGCUGACAUAUUGCUGUGAGGUGGUGUUGAUCUACGGUGCCGCUACAAGCACUUUUAUGCAUUUAUUUUGCCUGAAGAUUGGACUUCAAAAUCGAAGUACCAAUAGACUAUUCCUCUGUUAUCGUGACACAACUGACGGGGUCCAAGAUAUGAUGUCCUGGACAAACAUUUCGGGAUAGAGACAAUGGUGCAGAUCACUUAAUAGAAAUGGCCAGUAGGGCAAGACGUCAGGAAAUCAUUGCGUCAUGACACCGGGAACCAGAAUUGUUUUGUUUCUUUAUGUUGGAUGUCCCAACUGUGGGUGUGAUAUGUCAUGUGAGGCAAGUUGCUUAACCUGUCAGGUGCUGGACUCCUAAACAGAUAUCAUUCAUUCAACUCAUGAACAAGUUUGUGUAAAUUGUAACCUUUCUUUGUAUUCGAGCUGUACAUAUAAGAUCGCAGUAAACUUUUUACA